AUGUUCUCGCGGGCUCCGUCCGUCCAUUCCCGAUCGCUCAUUCCCUCUCCUCUGUCCUCCACAAUGUACACCACCGCAGCUCGCGCCCGCCUGGCCACCGUCGCCCGCCGUGGCUUCUCUACCACCCGCAGUCAGCUUGCCAGCCCUUACCACUACGCUGAGGGUCCUCGCUCCAACAUUCCCUUCAACCCCAAGACCAAGUUCUUCGCCGUCCGAUACUGGAGCUUCAUGGUGGCUGGAUUCGGUGCUCCAUUUGCCAUUGGCUACUGGCAAACCCACAAGACCGUUUAA
Molecule: messenger RNA, 291 nt
Organism: Penicillium chermesinum
Lineage: Eukaryota; Fungi; Ascomycota; Eurotiomycetes; Eurotiales; Aspergillaceae
Product: cytochrome c oxidase VIIc family protein
Exons: 4
Coding region: 1-291 (96 amino acids)
Biological process (GO): mitochondrial electron transport, cytochrome c to oxygen
Source: RefSeq, a predicted model, not a curated record